AUGGAAACUGAAGCCGCUCGCGAGCUCGAGCGUGUGCAGAAGGAGAACUUCACCUUGAAGCUCAGGGUGUUUUCUCUGGAGCAGGAGCUUCACCCAGACCGUUCAACCGGCAAAGAGGCAGCCUUUGCAUCUGAAAUCAGUACGGAGAUAGAAAAGAGGGACCAACUUCUUCUCAAAGCAAAAUUGUCCAUACAGUCUCUUUCCUCUGAGAACGACACCCUCCGCCAUCGCCUCCAGUCAGUGGAGACGCUCCUUUCAGAGACAGAGACUCAGGCUUUAGAAUGGAAGCAACGAGUGUCUGCAUUUGAUGCAGAAAGCGUGCUAAGGGGCAAGCAGGCAGAGUCUGCGCAGAAUAACUUCAAACUAGCAUGCCAACAAAUAGAAGAGCAGAAGCAGAAAAUCAAGCAGCAGCACUAUCUCAUUUUACAACUUCAGAACAAGCUGAAUCCAUCCACUGGGGUCCCAUCUGCUCCUCAGCCAGGCGGAGCAAGCACUGCAGGCCUCACGCAAGAUGAAAGCGAGUGCCUUUUAGAGGACAUAGGCGUUCAGUGGCGAAGGUAUGUCUCUUCAUUAGAGGUAAAACACGCAGAAGAGUUAGAUGCAAUCAAGAAAGGACAUCAGCAGCAGCUGGAGCGCUUCUUCCAGGGGAAAAAUAGCGAAAUAGAAACAUUUCAAAAGGAUUACGCACAGCUUCAGGAGACAAUCUUCGGAUUGAGAAAUCAGAACGCUGAUCUGCAUCGUGUGGUAGAAGAUAUGAAGCUUCAGGAGGACCAGUUCCGCCAGACAGCAGAGCACUUCAAAAAUGAUUCUAUGGAGAAGGCGGGACAAAUACAGCAGCUCAAGCUCGCAUUAGGAGAGGCAGAAGAUAUAAAGAUGCAUGCGCAGUCUCUGCAGGCGGCUAAUUCGUCUUUGGCAGAUCAAGUUUCCGACCUCACCAGUAGAAUUGAAAUUCUUAUCAGAGAGGCGUCCGAUCGUGUGGCCGAAAUCUCAAAUCUCCAUAGUGAAAAACUAACACUGGAGACCAGGGCAAAGCAGGCAGACACGCUUGAAAAGACGUUAGAGGCCAGAAGUACAGAACUAAGCGAGCUACGGCGCGACAAUAUCAAGUACCAGGAAGACAAUAAGGCUCUCUUUUUAGAAGUUGAACACCUGAGGAUGGUGGCCAGCUUUGUACCAGAGAAGGAGGAGACCAUAAGAAAACAACUUGAAAUGAUUACCGAGCUGCAAAACAUCAACGUCCAAAAUUCCUAUGAAAUUAAUUCUUUGAAGGAUACAGUUGCCAGUCUCAGUGCAAAGGAGGUGACAAUAGCAGCUCUUACCAAGCAGCUGGAAACGGCAGAUGCAGAGCUAAAGAGGCGCCAGAUGGACUCUGUGGAGCUGACGAAUCUGCGCUCAACUAACGACCAGGUGAUGCUGGAGCUCACAAAGCUCCGAGCAGAUCACGCCAGCGCUGGACGAGAGCUCAGAGAAAUCAGGGAGGCUCAUGAUACCCUCAAGGCACUGCACAGUCAAGUGACCAUGGAGGCCGACACUAGAUCAUCGGAGCUAACCGCAGAGCUGACUGCUUAUAAAGCACAGGCUUCCCAGCUGAAGACAAGAGUUGCAGAGCUGGAGCUGCAAGGGUCUUCCUUAAAGGCAGAGCUGGACACCGCUCUGGCCCAUUUAGAGAGCAGAACAAAGGAUAUUGAAUUCGUCAAGACUGAAAAGUGCUCCUCAGAGAGGAUUCUCACGGAGUAUCGAGAGAAUUUGAAAAGGCAGGAGCAAGAAUUUGAGGCCAUGAUGACUGAGCAGAAUGAACGCAUAGCAACGCUUGGGAAAGAGCUUGACAGCGUUUCCAUUACGUUUCGUUCUGCAUGCAAGGCUGUGGAGGACAUGUCCGUGAGGCUACGUGUCAGUAAGAUAACAAACGUGAAAACCCUUGAAGACAUUCUCAGUAUUACCUCAGCCGUAAUUCGGCGGCACGAAGGAGUUCUUGCGGAGCUGGAUGCGUCAAAUACUCGAACAUAUGAGAUCCAGCUGAAAGCCGACCAGACCCGCAGCGAGCUGGCUAGAGUCAAGAAGGAGCUGGACUACUGUAACGGAGAGAUCGAGGGAAAGGACAAACGCACACGGGAGUAUCUGGCGGAGAUAGAUACGCUAAACAGAUCGAUAGAAGGCAUGCGGCAAGAGGUUUCUGUUGCAGAGAAGAAUCUGAAGGAGGCUCUUGACCAGCGGUCAAAGCUCAAGACAUAUAACAAUGAAUACAAAGAUAAAAUUGCCCGUCAGGAACUAAGAAUCACGAGUUUGCAAGAAAAGAUAAAGUCCCAGGAGGUUCUAGUGGCAGAGCGAGUUAAAGAGAUCGAGCUUAGCAUGCAACGCCAGGUCAAGACAUUUCUAGACGCCAUGACCGAUCACAUCUCUCGAAGGGUAUCUCCAGAGAUUGCCUUAUCAGAGAUCAAGCGAUUCGAGUUAAUCUUUUUGUCGACAGAGGAUGCACUUAACCGGCAACACGUACGGAUCGGCGAGCAGCUCAAUCCUCCCGCAGAUCUACUGAACGAUCCCCUCUUAGGGCAUAAUUUAGGCCCGGGUGUCCUGAUAUCUAGUAAUGUUAGACCUGUUCUGUAA
Messenger RNA from Giardia duodenalis, 2604 nucleotides. Its product is annotated as Coiled-coil protein. The transcript has a single exon. The coding region runs from base 1 to 2604 and encodes 867 amino acids. The record is from RefSeq and is a predicted model, not a curated record. Lineage: Eukaryota; Fornicata; Diplomonadida; Hexamitidae.